Messenger RNA from Pedinophyceae sp. YPF-701, 264 nucleotides. NCBI's taxonomy places the organism in Eukaryota, Viridiplantae, Chlorophyta, Pedinophyceae. The record is from the annotation of a GenBank genome assembly.
AUGGCGGGUCUGCGGGCGAGUCAGGAGCUGCGGCUCCGCGAGCGCGCCAAGGAGAACGCGCGGAGGCGAAGGGUCGCGGACGCGGAGCGUCGAAAGCGCGAGGAGGAGGACGCGCAGCGCGCGCAGGAGGCCCUCGAGGCGCGACGCAAGGCCCGGAAAGCACAGGACAGGUGCGCGUCGCACCCCGGCACCCGCGCCGGCGCCCCGCGCGCGCGCCGAGCACGCUCACACGCGCAGACACCGCCCGCCCGCGCAGGUAUCUGA